This is a messenger RNA of Mytilus trossulus (common blue mussel), 1595 nucleotides long. RefSeq lists its product as uncharacterized. Lineage: Eukaryota; Metazoa; Mollusca; Bivalvia; Mytilida; Mytilidae. The transcript is spliced from 3 exons. The record is from RefSeq and is a predicted model, not a curated record. Gene Ontology annotation, cellular component: Golgi apparatus. Gene Ontology annotation, molecular function: glycosyltransferase activity. Bases 235 to 1326 code for a protein of 363 amino acids.
GUCAGUGGUCAAAAGUAUCCCAUUGACACUGUGUUUACCUGUGUGGUCAUCAUUACAUUUUAAUAUGACCCGUUUUCUAUAAAUAUUCAGUAAGGUGGCUUCUAGAUGCAAUAUAGAAUAUAAGUGUUGAUUCUGAUAACUACUGAUACAUAAUAAAUUGGAGUUAGUUUCGGUAUGCGAUUGCAUCAGUGUAUAUAGAAUCACAAGUGUGACUAUCAAUUUCCAAGUAGAGUCAUGAACAGAAAAGACUUUGUUUUCGCAUUGUUCAUAACAUUUAUGAUAUCAUUUUGUUUGAUUGAAUAUAAAUCUGUUGAAUACAACUCGUUACAAAUACAGGCAGUGCAAACAAUUGUAUCAAAGAAUUGUUCAUACCAACGACCGAGGGAAAAUCUCAGAAGGAACAAUAAAACAGAAAAGAACUCCUUGGCAUUUCUAUCUGGAAACGAUAAAAACUUAACACAAGAACAGAAAGACUUGGAAUCUAUUCUUACAAUAGCUAAAUCCAUGUCUAAGGAGGCAGUGCUUGUUACAGUGAUAAAUGAUGGAUAUUUACCUCUAGCAUAUAAUUGGUUAUGUAAUACAAAACAUAUGGGAAUCCAUCAUCAGGUACUAGUGAUUGCCACGAAUCAGGAAGCAAAGGAGAAACUUUUAUCAGUAUCACCCGACAUCAAGGUAGUUGUGUUAACCGUCGACAAAUAUCUCCAAAAAGAUCAAAAAUAUAGUCACGUGGGUUAUAUCAGACUUUUAGUGCGCAGAACAGAAAUACUGUUAGCAUUAUUGGAAAAUCGUAUAGAAACAUUCCUAUUUGAAUUCGACUUUCUCUGGCUACAGAAUCCCCUGUCGUUAUUUAAAUCAUAUUCUGGUAAAUAUGACAUGUUAUUUGUACAUAAUAGCAAUAAGCAUAGCAUGGAAACUAAUUCAGUAAAUGGUGGAUUUUUCUACAUGUUUCCUACUAACACCACGGUUGAACUAUUUCAAGAGUUAUAUAACAGAAUGUUGAAGUUAGCAGACAGAAUAAAAACAUGGCCGCCAGAGAGAAAGGUCUCCGAAGGGGAAAAUGAUCAAGUGUAUUUAAAUGAUUUAUUCUCGAAACGCUAUGGCGGAUUAAAAGCUUUAACUUUACCGCAUACAGAUUUCCCAGACGGGAAAUGGUACUCUUUACCGGAAUCUAAACGGAAAUCAUGGAAGCCAUAUGUCAUUCAUAACAAUUGGAUAAUAGGCAAUGGCAAUAAAAUAGCACGUGCUAAAGAGUGGGGACAUUGGUUUCUAAACAACGGCAGUGAAAUUAAAUGUAAUUUUGAAGCUGUUAAAAAUAUUCACAGCUAACCUAGUGUUCUAAAAAAGAAAUUUGCCGUUAAUAUGUUGUGUUAUGUAUACUGUUGCUUAUCUUUUUUUCAUUGCAAUGUCAGUUUAUUUUUGACUUAUGAAUAUGAAUGUCUCUCUUUCGGCUCUCUUUAAAAAAAAUCAAGAUGAUGUUCCUUACUGAUAUUGUCCCUGUGUUAUACUGAUGUAGUGAUAAUAUUUCUUAUCUUUCUUGAGUCUAUAAAUCAUUCUGUCCCUGAAGAGAUCGUCAAACUGACAACCAAAAACUUUUU